Penicillium riverlandense is the source of this 3138-nucleotide messenger RNA. Its product is annotated as Diaphanous autoregulatory. Gene Ontology annotation, molecular function: small GTPase binding; actin binding. The transcript has 2 exons. Gene Ontology annotation, cellular component: cell division site; mating projection tip. NCBI's taxonomy places the organism in Eukaryota, Fungi, Ascomycota, Eurotiomycetes, Eurotiales, Aspergillaceae. Gene Ontology annotation, biological process: mitotic actomyosin contractile ring assembly; barbed-end actin filament capping; actin filament bundle assembly. The record is from RefSeq and is a predicted model, not a curated record. The coding region runs from base 1 to 3138 and encodes 1045 amino acids.
AUGCCAACCAGUACACCUGGUUCCGAUAAAUCAAGGCAAACGUCGGCCGGAAAGUCGUUUUUUGGGAGGAAACUGUACAAGGACCGGCCGGGCGACGACCGCUAUGAUGGAUACGCGGGAUCGUACGACAGCCUGGCGCCGCCUGCGGCCAGUAGUGCGGCGGGCUCUCGCUCAUCUCGCUACUCCAAACGGUCGUCGAUUCAGUCUGUCGACCUGAACCACGAUAUGGACCCCGGAAGCUUUGCGCCGACGCCGGGCGUCAUUACCUCCAUUCCCUUUGAAAGCCUUCCCUCCGAUACCAAGACCCCGAUAGCCAUCGACAGCAUGUCCCGCCCAGAUUCAUCGUCGCGCCAUGAUCCAGCGCCGAACCACGCUGGCAACCAUCAAUACCAGACAUGGGCCGCUUCCUCCGCGCCGAAUGGUUCCAGCUCCCACCCCUCUGGCCCGCGGCCGCCCCCACACUCUUCCAACAUGACCAUGAGCAGCAGCACAUCCGGUGACCGCGGAGCGCGAUAUCAGCAGUGGGGGAGGCCGGGGAGUUCAGCCGCGAAUGCCGGUUCAAUUGACUCUUCCUCGAAUUCUCGCACGUCUCUCGACCAGGCCAGCAUCUAUUCCUCCCAUUCAUCUAACACGCGGGGCUCGAAUUAUUGGUCUUCUGACGGCUCUGCUCGUACCAUCACGACGUCCCAUUCGGGGGAUCGCAACACUCUCUUCCAGAGUGGAAGCGCCGGCCGCUUGUCCAAUGCGCCGGCCCCGUCGAAUUAUCCGCCGCCGCCAGAGCAUUUCCUGACUCGACCGAGAGAUGACCGCGUGGUCGAUCAACUGUUCUUGGAUUUGAUGCAGAAACGAGGCUGGCAGAAUCUCCCCGAACAAGCCAAGAGACAGAUGCUAGCCUACCCAGCCUCCAAGAAAUGGACUCUGGUCCAUCAGGACCGGUUGACGGAGCUGCAAGGAGAGCAGAAGAGACGUCAAACUGCGCGUCAGACUCAGUACCAGGAAGGGAUGUCCGGGUUGUUGGAACGUGCGGACGAAGAAGGCAGCCCUGAGUGGUAUGUUAAGAAGGUCAUGGACGAUACCAUCACAUCGAAGCAGCUCGCCAGUUUGAGUGUCAGCCUACGGACACAGCCGAUUAGCUGGGUGAAAGCUUUCGUGGAAGCGCAGGGUCAGAUUGCUUUGACAAAUGUCCUUCAGAAAAUCAACCGAAGAAAAGCUUCCGGGCCCGUUCCUGCUGCCCCAACUGGUGAUCGAGAUCUGGACCGAGAGUAUGAUAUUGCGAAAUGUUUGAAAGGCCUGAUGAACAACAAGUAUGGUGCGGAUGAUGCCCUGGAACAUCAAGGUGUUCUCGUGGCUCUUGUUACCUCGCUGGGAUCGCCUCGUUUGAAUACCAGGAAGCUUGUCAGUGAGGUCUUGACCUUCCUCUGUCAUUGGGCCGAGGGACAAGGACACCUGAAAGUCCUCCAGGCCAUGGACAAGGUCAAGCACGACCACAACGAAACUGGCCGUUUCGACGCCUGGAUGCGCAUUGUCGAGGUGACGAUCGAUGGCCGUGGCAAGAUGGGGAGCCUUGUUGGCGCCAGUGAAGAGUACCGCAGCGGAGGUAUUGGCAUGGAGAAUCUGCUGAUGGAGUACGCGGUCUCGACUAUGAUCCUCAUCAACAUGCUGGUGGAUGGAGCGGAGACCGACCUGCAAUUGCGGUGCCACAUUCGCGCCCAGUUCAUCUCAUGUGGCGUCAAGCGUCUCUUGACGAAGAUGGAGGGGUUCCAGUACGAGGUCAUCGACAAGCAAAUCGAACGGUUCCGGGAGAACGAGGCGAUCGACUACGAAGAUCUCCUCCAGCGGGAGGGCAGCAGCGCGAAGGACAGUGUCGAAGGCGAGGUGAAAGAUAUGAGCGAUCCGCUUCAAAUCACCGAUGCCAUUGCCACCAAGAUUCAAGGUAGCCGUGCACACGACUACUUCCUGUCUUCCAUGCAGCACAUGCUCCUCAUCCGCGAGAAUGCAGGCGAGGAAGGUCUUCGCAUGUUCCAGCUGGUGGACGCCAUGCUGAGCUACGUUGCUAUGGACCGGCGGCUUCCCGAUAUGGACCUCCGGCAAGGCUUAAAUUUUACCGUUCAAAGCCUCUUGGACCGACUUCACACCGACGCAGAGGCCAGACAGGUGUACGAUGAGUCUCUCGAGGCCCGUCAGAUCGCCGAGGCUGCUCUUGCUGAGCGUGAUGAAAUGAAAGCACAGGUAGAACUUGGUGCCGAGGGUCUUGUCAAAAAGCUUCAGAAACAGAUCGACGAACAAGCUGGCAUCAUUGAGCUCCAAGGGCGGCAGAACGAGUCGUUGAAAGCCGAGGUCGCAGAGGUGCAAAGGCUUCGUGCCCAGGAGCUGCAACGCAACGAAUUGGAGACCCGAGAGUUGUAUCUCAUGCUGCGCGACGCCCAGGAUAUUGCUGCGUCUAACGCCAAGAAGGCUGCCAGCGGCACCGGCGACAAACUCGCCGAAGAGGAUCCAUCUAAGAUGCCUGGCGUCAUGGACCGAGAGCGGCUUAUGGAACGUCUGGAGCGGCAGCUGGAACGAACCAAGACUCAAUUCAAGCUUGAGGGCAAAGUUUGGGGCCAGCAUGGACCAUCUGAUCGGUUGCGCGAGCUGCGUGAGAAGAUGGACGGCGAAGACGAUUCCAGCGAGGACUUCGAGGAGCAGACCCGUCGCAGACUGGAUCCCGGUGCUUUUGGUUCUGUUUAUCGGAAGAGAAGCCAUGUGCCGGAGAUGGGUCACACGCCUGAGAGCGGCGACUCCAUGACACCUGUGGAUGAGAGUGACGAAGUUUUGUACGAAAAACCUCGCAUGGUGGAACUGUCACGCCCGCAGCGCAUGAACACUGCCCAGGCGACUGGUCUGCUGGGCGAGCUUGCUUCCAAGUUGCCUAAAUAUGCUGGCGAUGAUGCCGAAGGCGAUGCCUUUAUGGCUGAACCUCCUUCUACCCUUUCGGCCGAAGAGGCCGCUCUUGCUACCGACGAACCGGUUUCAUCGCCAGAGAAGGAGAAGGCCGAUCGUGCUGCUAUGCCCCCUCCGCCGCCACCGCCUCCUCCCCCAGGCGCGGCCAAGGGGGAGCCGCUAUGCCACCACCACCUCCUCCGCCUCCCGGAGCAGUGA